Exophiala mesophila is the source of this 828-nucleotide messenger RNA. RefSeq lists its product as uncharacterized. The record is from RefSeq and is a predicted model, not a curated record. The coding region runs from base 244 to 828 and encodes 194 amino acids. The transcript has a single exon. Lineage: Eukaryota; Fungi; Ascomycota; Eurotiomycetes; Chaetothyriales; Herpotrichiellaceae.
GGAAAAUACAUAUAAUUCCCCGGUUCGGCGGUGGGGCAGGGCCGGAGUUCCCCAGUCACCGUCGUUACACGGAGAUGGAUAGUCGUACGAGGACCAGAGCCAGUUCCCGCGCGCAUCAAGUCGUGUCGCCUGCCGAGCGUUUAAAUAUCCCAUUGACGGACAGACAUUCGUCGCAGUUGGACAACAUCCGCUCUCUGCCCAAAUCCUUGACCCUGCGAACACGUCCCUCCAGAUUGAUCAGCCAUGGCGAAUUCAGCAUCCUCUUCCGCACCCCUGCUGUCAGGGUUUCCCAAACCCGUGACCCAUAUCACAUCUCAUAGGGACGACGGAAAAGCCGUCAUUUACAGCUCCAACGAGAAUCCCUGGAACAUGAUGCGCAACAACUCGGUUGGAUUGUGUCUUGGGUAUGCUACCACGGGAUUUCCCGUCGACUUGAACGACGAGGCCGACCUGGCAACGUACAAGGCCAUCGCCGAGAGUGGGAAACUUGGGCUGGUCAACCCCAAUGGCACUGUGUGCCGCUGGGUCGAUCUGGCUCCCGACGCCGAACCAAUGAUGCACCGUACCCAGAGCCUCGACUACGGGGUGGUUCUCGAGGGGGAAGUGGAGCUAGAGCUAGACGACGGUAGCGUGACCCGGAUGCGCAAGGGGGAUCUUGCAGUCCAAAGGGCCACUAUGCACGCCUGGAGGAAUCCGAGCAAGACGGAAUGGGCGAGAAUUUUGUUUGUCUUGCAAGACUGCAAGCCGCUGCUGGUAGGAGGCGCCCGGUUUAAGGAGGAGCUGGGGACGGGCACCGGCGAGCUGCCAGCUAGUGGAAACGACAACUAA